This is a messenger RNA of Kluyveromyces marxianus DMKU3-1042, 672 nucleotides long. It is a transcript of the gene Nqo2, whose product is annotated as NAD(P)H-dependent oxidoreductase. NCBI's taxonomy places the organism in Eukaryota, Fungi, Ascomycota, Saccharomycetes, Saccharomycetales, Saccharomycetaceae. The transcript has a single exon. The record is from RefSeq and is a predicted model, not a curated record. Bases 1 to 672 code for a protein of 223 amino acids. Gene Ontology annotation, cellular component: cytosol. Gene Ontology annotation, molecular function: NAD(P)H dehydrogenase (quinone) activity.
AUGGGCAGAAAGGUAUUUAUUGUUUUCGCUCACCCAGAGCGUAAAUCUUUGAAUGGUCAUUUGCUAGAUGAGCUUGUUGGUCAAUUAAAGUCCCAAGGAGAUGAGGUCAAAGUUAGUGAUUUGUAUGCCAUGAAGUGGAAGAGUGAAGUCGAUGUUUCGGACUUCCCUGAUUACCCAGCUGAUAAGAAGUUUAACCCACAAAUUGCGUCGAAGGAUUACACAGCCAACGGCACCCUAACCAAGGAUGUUGUUGAGGAACAGCAAAAACUUUUGUGGGCUGACACAAUUCUAUUUGUCUUCCCAAUCUGGUGGUUCAAUUUGCCAGCUAUAUUGAAGGGCUGGAUCGACAGAGUAUUCUCUAACGGUUUUGCAUACAACUACUGGGAGCACCCAGAAUUAAGUGAUCCAGAAGUUUUGAAGAAGAAGACUGUCUCUGGUAGAAAUGCUUCUCUUGUUGUUACCCUAGGUGGUUCCCCAGAGAAUGCUUACAAGCCAGGUGAUCCAAAUGAAGUCGUCAGCAAGUUGCUAUCCGGAACUUUAACCACUUUCGGUUACUCGGGUUUGAAUGUUGUUAAGCCAUUGUACUUGUAUGGUGCUAACACUCAAUCUGAAGAGAAGGUUAAGGAAUUUGAAGAACAAGUUCGUGCAUUCGCAAAGGAAUUGCCAAACUAG